This is a messenger RNA of Mustela erminea (ermine), 4431 nucleotides long. RefSeq names its product NIM1 serine/threonine protein kinase (gene NIM1K). Gene Ontology annotation, cellular component: cytoplasm. Bases 1652 to 2962 code for a protein of 436 amino acids. Gene Ontology annotation, biological process: microtubule cytoskeleton organization; intracellular signal transduction; protein phosphorylation. The transcript is spliced from 6 exons. Gene Ontology annotation, molecular function: protein serine/threonine kinase activity; tau-protein kinase activity; ATP binding. The record is from RefSeq and is a predicted model, not a curated record. Lineage: Eukaryota; Metazoa; Chordata; Mammalia; Carnivora; Mustelidae.
AGCUGUCGCGGUGGUUUGCUGAAAACCCCGUUCUGUUGGGGAGAUUACUGGGUCGCGGUCUCCCAAGGACGCAGAAACCUUUGAUCUAGAGGCUCAAGCGGCUCGGUAGGAAGCGUGAGUUGACGAGGACUGUGUCAACCCGAUUUUAGCUGUGUCGCCGCUUCCCAUCCGUGCAGUAGGAGGGACUCUCCCUGCGAAAGGGCUAAACCCCUCUCCUCCAGUGUCUGCGGUGGGUGUCCCCGCGCCGCGCACCCCCUCCCUUCAGCCCCUCCUUCCUGGCUGCCAUAGAAACCGGCCUACGAGGUCCGGGCCCGCGUCCCGGCGCCUGACCGGCCCCCCGGCCCCCUCCCCCGGGCCAGCCCUCGACUCGCGAUUGGUCCUCCGGGAAACGCUGCGGGGCGCCUCUGUCCCCGCCGCAGAGCCCGGGCCGGGGCCCGCGGGCGGGGUUUGCUGGGGCCGCUGUCGGUCAGGGCGGCCGCCCCUGACAGCUCCGGGAGCCUCCCGCGCGGCCGCGGCGCCCGCCACCCACGCACCCACCGCGCGGCGCGCGCUCCAGCGCCAACCGCCCGCAGCUCCUGGCCCCGCGCCGCCGGGCCCGUCAGCCGGGCUCGCCACGAAGUUAUCUGAGGUCACAGGGGCCCAGAAGUCGAGGAUUCUUCUUCUGACUUAUUGUCAGAAGGAUCAGCAGCCCAGCACCCCACCACCACGCCUGCCUCCUCCACCUCGCCCCAUCUCACAUCGGCAUUUUAUCAUCUCACAGCGUCACGAGAAGGGCAUUCCAUAACUCACUAUUGCUUGGACCCCCAAAGAACAAUUCAGGAGUACAAUUAAGAUUUGUCUGACUGUAGAAGAGCAGGUUCCCUUCAGUCAACUGCUUUCUUAGUAGAAGCACAGAACUUACUUCAAACAUUGAACGAUGAAUCAGCACCUGCCAAAUUUUUGAGACAGCUCGCAGGGCUUAGAGGAAGGCUCAUCUAAAUAAAGGCCGGCUAAAGUGACGUUGCAGGGACUUAAUCCUUCUCCGGCAGCCCGUGUGACCAGAAGGCAGAUUUGCAAGUUUCUUCUUUCCUGGGGUUCAGAUCAUUGGGUCCCGGGGGGCCCUGCAACUCUCCAGCAGGAGAAGUGCAAAAUGAAGGGGGUCGGAGCUGAAGGCCAGCAGCAGGGACCUGGGGGCCUCCGAGGGGCCCUUACACACCAGAGUGGAAGAUUCUCGGGCCGUCAAAGGAAAUAGCAAACUAGCAAACUGGAGCCUUUGUCUCGGGUGCAGGCACCUACCACAGAGCAUCAGACCGCAUGGGCCGCUGGAAGGUUCCUGGAGCCCAGACAGGAAAGCGGUUAUGGUGACUGGGUGUGUGCCCGCCGGACAGUGAGAGCUGGGCCGUGCACCGUGAAGGAAGGGGUGGGAUGUCCGCAGUGAGGGGGGCAGCUCUCGGCUUGGCCGGGCAGGCUCUGCCGGCCUGUCCGCCUCUGCCCUCGUCUCCCUGAAGCCUCCAAGGGGACUGCGUGCUCUGCAGGCCGGCGGUCACCGACGCGAGGCUCUGACCAGCCCCAACUCCCCUCGCCCACCCACUUUUUGGCCCUGGCGCCGCUCCUCACCUGCCUUCCAGCGGAGCCUCUCGGCCGAGACGGAGAUGCGAGCCUGUGGUGGACGAUGACCGCGGUGUACGCGCAUGGCGGCGGCCUGGUGACCCCCCCCUGCGCCCGGUGGGACCGGCGGGAGAGCGUGGAAAGCGGCUGCCAGACGGAGUGCGGCAAGGACGAGCAGGACGCGCAGCCCCGCCGGCUGACGCCCUUUGAGAAGCUGACGCAGGACCUGUCCCACGACGAGAAGGUGCUGAGGGAGGUCACGCUGGGGAAACGCAUUGGCUUCUACCGGAUCCGAGGGGAGAUUGGCAGCGGGAACUUUUCCCAGGUCAAGCUCGGGAUUCACUCCCUAACCAAAGAAAAGGUGGCCAUUAAGAUCCUGGACAAGACCAAGCUAGACCAGAAAACCCAAAGGCUACUAUCCCGUGAAAUUUCCAGCAUGGAAAAACUGCACCAUCCCAACAUCAUCCGUCUGUAUGAAGUCGUGGAGACCCUAUCCAAGCUCCACUUGGUCAUGGAGUAUGCAGGGGGUGGGGAACUCUUUGGAAAAAUUAGCACCGAAGGGAAGCUCUCAGAGCCAGAAAGCAAGCUCAUCUUCUCCCAGAUUGUGUCUGCUGUGAAGCACAUGCACGAGAACCAAAUUAUUCAUAGAGACCUGAAGGCAGAAAACGUAUUUUAUGCCAAUAAUACCUGCGUGAAGGUGGGUGACUUUGGAUUCAGCACCGUAAGUAAAAAAGGCGAAAUGCUCAACACCUUCUGCGGGUCGCCCCCCUACGCCGCGCCCGAGCUUUUCCGGGACGAGCAUUACGUGGGCGUUUACGUGGACAUCUGGGCGCUGGGGGUGCUGCUGUACUUCAUGGUGACGGGCACCAUGCCCUUCCGGGCAGAGACCGUGGCCAAGCUGAAGAAGAGCAUCCUGGAGGGCGCGUACAGUGUGCCCCCGCACGUGUCGGCGCCCUGCCUCCGCCUCAUCCGCGGGGUCCUCCAGCCCGUGCCCGCCGACAGGCACGGCAUCGACUCCAUCAUGAGCAACGAGUGGAUGCAGGGGGUGCCGUACCCCACCCCUCUGGAGCCUUUCCAGCUGGACCCCAAACAUCUGUCUGAAACCGGCACCCUCAAAGAAGAAGAAAGUGAGGUCAAAAGCGCUCUAGAACAUUUGGGUAUUACGGAAGAGCACAUCCGCAACAACCAAGGGAGAGACGCCCGGAGCUCCAUCACGGGCGUCUACCGGAUCGUCCUGCACAGAGUGCAAAGGAAGAAGGCUUUGGAAAGCGUCCCGAUAAUGCUGCUGCCGGACCCUAAAGAAAGGGACCUAAAGAAAGGGUCCCGUGUCUAUAGAGGCAUAAGACACACAUCUAAAUUUUGUUCAAUUUUAUAAAUUGCGUUAAACUGCUGGUCAUUAUCCAAGAGCAUUGUUGCUGCUUUUAAAUUUUUUCAUGGACAACUUGAGUGGAGACAUUUUUGUAAUUUUUAAAUAAAUUUAAAUUUAAGAUAUGCAUUUCCCCCCCUUCCAACCAAGUCUAGAUUUGCUCUCUUGUUCUUAACCUCCAGCAGUCAUUCAUUUGUUUAAUCAAGAAAUAUUUACCCAGCGCCUCCUAUGGGACAGGCACUCUUCCAGGUGUGGAGGAAAGAGCGAGCAAUGGGACAGGCCGAGCCCUUGCUCCCCUGUGCAGGAUGUUCCAGGGCUGGACAAAGGCACUGACGAAAAACCAUGUAAGUACAGCGCGAGAUAGUGAGCUGCUCCUGCCAGCCCCACGUUAGGGGCCUUGUCGUCAGCGUGUUCGGGUGCAUCUACACUGUUGUUCCUAACUUAGGCCCCAGUGUCCCAAUCUGUCCCUAUUCAGGCUCUGACUUUGAUCAAGAACUGUCAGGACAGUGUUUCAUCCCAUCUGCAGCUCAGCCAAACGCCCGAUUAGACCCCAGGCCUCUUUCUGGUACUUUUCCCUGGGCUGUGGGAGGUCAGGCUCUCCUCAACCCCGGCCCCAGUGGGCCUCGAGGUGGGAGUUGGCUGACCUAGGCCUGUAUUUUUACCCCAGGCUUCCCAAGCAGUUAAUAAAAACUAGCCAAGCGCACAGUCUUUCUCACGGGCCCCUACUGGUCAAGCGCCACGGGUGCUGGGAGAGCCCGCCAGCCCUCGUCCGCCUGCACCGAGACAGGAGUCUGGGUGGCCAUCAUGCUGUUCCCACACGCUGGGGCCAGUCAGCGUCUGCUCAGCAACAGCCCCUUAUGUCCCGUUGUUAACAAAUUACUAUGAGUGUCGCUGCUUAAGCAAUGCGAAUUACUAUCUGACAGUUCUGAGGUAGAAACAAGUCCACAUCAGGUCUCCCCCGUGCUAACACCAAGGUGGCAUCAGGGCUGGGUUCCUUUUUGCAGGAUCUAGAGAAGAAUCCAUUUCCUCGCUGUGUGUGCUUCUAGAGGCUGCCCACGUUCCUUGGCUCAUGAUCGCCUUCCUCCUUCUGCAAAGCCAGCAGUGUUGCAUCUCUCUGGUCCUCGAUCUAGAGUCAUAUCUCCCUCUGAUCACAUUUGCUGUUGCCAAGUAAGGUAACAUAGUCACAAGUUCCAGAGGUAGUCAUCUUCAAGGAUGGCGGGGCUAGGGGCAGGGGGGCUGGUGUCGAAUGGCUACAACAUUUUGCCGACUACAGAUGGCAGUGGCGCUGAUUGCUUUGACAGGUGAGUAAACCAGCUCCAAUCUAUCCUGAGGAUCUGCACUGUAGAGCUGUUCUGGGUACCGACUGUCUUCGCCUGGAUUCUAAAAAAAGCCUGAGACAAAAGCUUACACGCAACUGACGUAUUUGGGAAACGAUCCCAGGAUGCAGAAGGUGUGCAGGAGUUACACAGAAAAGAGGG